UCAAAGUAGAAAGUAUAAAAACAAAAAGGAAAGCAAAAGGAAACAAGGGACCAGAUUCGGGGUGCAUUCUCACAACACGCCUCCCGCUGAGUUUCUUUUCCUUGCAGUUCUACGUGCUGGGGGUUAUUCUGGCCCCAAUCCGGGUUGCACUGGCCUUUGUGGUCCUCUUCCUUAUCUGGCCCUUUGCCCUGCUGCAAGUGGUGGGACUGCCUGAGGAAACCUUGCAAGAGCCCUGCUCAGGAUGGAGAAACACAGUUUCCCAUGGUUCGGUCUACUGGCUGAGUCGCCUGAUGUUUUUCUUGCUUGGGUUCAUGCGGAUUCGGGUGCGAGGCCAGAGGGCAUCCCGGCUCCAAGCACCCAUCCUGGUGGCUGCGCCUCACUCUACCUUCUUCGACCCAAUUAUUUUGCUGCCCUGUGAUCUUCCCAAGGUGGUGUCACGCACAGAGAAUCUCCAUGUGCCAGUCAUUGGAG
Messenger RNA from Python bivittatus (Burmese python), 471 nucleotides. The record is from RefSeq and is a predicted model, not a curated record. Lineage: Eukaryota; Metazoa; Chordata; Lepidosauria; Squamata; Pythonidae.